Molecule: messenger RNA, 252 nt
Organism: Racocetra persica
Lineage: Eukaryota; Fungi; Glomeromycota; Glomeromycetes; Diversisporales; Gigasporaceae
Source: the annotation of a GenBank genome assembly
AUAACACAGAUGAGAAUACACCUGAACCUGAUAACUUAACAACUACUAAUCCCAGUCAAGAUAACACAAUAACCACUGAUCCUAUCUUCAGUCAAGAUAACACAGCUCUUGCUAUAAAUCUUGAUAACAAUGAGCAAAGUGCUAUAGUUCCAAAGGAUAAUAUUUCAUCAUUAUUAAAAAAUUGUCUUCGUUCCUCUGUUCGAAAAUCUAAUAAUAUCAAAAACAUAUCUGAACACAGUGUACAAGAUUCUG